Molecule: messenger RNA, 387 nt
Organism: Mesorhabditis spiculigera
Lineage: Eukaryota; Metazoa; Nematoda; Chromadorea; Rhabditida; Rhabditidae
Source: the annotation of a GenBank genome assembly
AUGCCGUGUCUGCUACUGCUGCUCACCACGGCGCUCCAAGGUUGCCGUCUGCGACAACUGACACAUGGCAAUGGAUUCGUGAUGCGACACUCAAGCUGGCGCAGGGACAGCGACAUGCCGAGCAACUUUGCCCCUUCGCGCGUCUACUUUUGGCGACACCGGAUCCGCAGCGGCGCUCUACACCACAAUUCACUGUUCGACAACGUCAUCAUCCACAUGGUCGUCACCUUCCACGACGUUCACCUGUCAAUCGACACUGCCGCCCAACUACAACAUCUGCUGCACAAUCGUGUCCGAUACGUCGACGAGCACAUGUACAAGCGUCUACGCCACGCAACCAGCCGAACUUCAACAGCGACAAUCGCCCUCACCUCCAUCGCGCUGACU